Molecule: messenger RNA, 4311 nt
Organism: Opisthocomus hoazin
Lineage: Eukaryota; Metazoa; Chordata; Aves; Opisthocomiformes; Opisthocomidae
Source: RefSeq, a predicted model, not a curated record
AUGUCGUCCCUGACGACGUCCAGUGAGGGAGAGAUCUCCACUCCCAGGUUUGUUGUUGGUUCCAGGGAUGAUGAGACAGACUCUCUGGGAUCAAACAUGAAGACAGACGAAACCGAUUUCUUUGAAGAUGAUGAAGAGGAGGAGUCGCCACCUGAACGUCAGAUUGUGGUUGGAAUCUGUGCCAUGACCAAAAAGUCCAAGUCAAAGCCCAUGACACAGAUUCUAGAGCGUCUGUGCAAAUUUGAGUAUAUCACAGUGGUGAUUAUGGGCGAAGAUGUUAUUCUGAAUGAACCGGUGGAGAACUGGCCCUCUUGUGACUGCCUAAUAUCAUUCCACUCCAAAGGAUUCCCCCUGGAUAAAGCUGUUGCUUAUGCCAAGCUGUGCAAGCCAUUUCUGAUUAAUGACCUUGAUAUGCAGUAUUAUAUCCAGGACAGGCGUGAAGUGUAUCGUAUCCUUCAGGAAGAGGGGAUAGACUUGCCCCGCUAUGCUGUGCUCAAUCGAGACCCUGAUAGACCAGAAGAGUGCAACUUGGUGGAAGGAGAGGACCACGUGGAGGUAAAUGGAGCUGUUUUCCCAAAGCCAUUUGUAGAGAAGCCGGUCAGUGCUGAAGACCAUAAUGUGUAUAUUUAUUACCCGACGUCAGCAGGUGGGGGCAGCCAGCGGCUCUUUCGGAAGAUUGGCAGUCGGAGUAGUGUUUACUCCCCAGAGAGCAGUGUGAGGAAGACAGGCUCGUACAUUUAUGAGGAGUUCAUGCCUACAGAUGGCACUGAUGUAAAGGUGUACACUGUUGGGCCGGACUAUGCCCAUGCAGAGGCUCGCAAAUCCCCUGCUUUGGAUGGGAAGGUUGAGCGGGACAGUGAAGGGAAAGAAAUCCGUUACCCAGUCAUGCUGACUGCCAUGGAGAAACUAGUUGCCCGGAAAGUCUGUGUAGCCUUUAAGCAAACAGUCUGUGGGUUCGACCUCCUGCGGGCAAAUGGCCACUCUUUUGUUUGCGACGUGAAUGGCUUCAGUUUUGUGAAGAACUCUAUGAAGUAUUACGAUGACUGUGCCAAAAUCCUUGGAAAUAUAAUCAUGCGGGAAUUGGCUCCCCAGUUUCAUAUUCCUUGGUCCAUCCCAACAGAGGCAGAAGACAUUCCCAUUGUCCCCACAACUUCAGGCACCAUGAUGGAGCUUCGUUGUGUUAUUGCGGUCAUCCGGCAUGGAGAUCGCACCCCAAAGCAGAAGAUGAAGAUGGAAGUUAAGCAUCCCCGGUUCUUUGAAUUAUUUGAGAAAUAUGAUGGCUACAAGACAGGGAAGUUGAAGCUGAAGAAACCAGAGCAGCUACAGGAAGUGCUGGACAUCGCACGGCAGCUUGUGGUUUCUCUUGGAACCAUAGCUUGCUGUGGCAUACACAGGCAGGUAAGUGGAGUUGAUUUAUUUAUGUUUCCCCCCCCCCACUCUCCUUGUGACAGGUAUGGACAUUUUUCUGGCAUUAACCGUAAGGUGCAGUUGACUUAUCUGCCUCAUGGACAUCCAAAAGCUGCAAGUGAAGAUGAAGAAGCUCGCCGAGAGUCUUCCCCAUCUCUUCUCCUGGUGCUUAAGUGGGGUGGAGAGCUGACACCAGCAGGAAGAGUUCAGGCAGAAGAGCUGGGGCGAGCCUUUCGCUGUAUGUACCCUGGUGGCCAAGGUGAUUAUGCUGGUUUCCCAGGAUGUGGCUUGCUCAGGCUGCACAGCACCUACCGUCAUGAUCUCAAGAUCUACGCUUCAGAUGAGGGACGAGUUCAGAUGACAGCAGCAGCUUUUGCAAAGGGACUGCUGGCCCUGGAAGGAGAGCUGACACCCAUCCUGGUGCAAAUGGUGAAAAGUGCUAAUAUGAACGGUCUCCUGGACAGUGACAGUGAUUCUCUUAGCAGCUGUCAACACAGAGUGAAGGCACGACUGCAUGAAAUCAUGCAGAAGGAUGCCGAGUUCUGUGAAGAGGAUUAUGAAAAGCUAGCACCUACAGGCAGUGCUUCUCUGCUCACCUCCAUGGCAUUUAUCCAGAACCCAGUAGAGGUCUGUAACCAAGUGUUCACCCUGAUUGAGCAUCUCACUGCUCAGAUACAAAAACGUCUGGAAGACCCAAAAUCUGCAGACCUGCAGCUGUACCACAGUGAGACUUUAGAAUUGAUGCUGCAGCGCUGGAGCAAGCUGGAGCGAGAUUUCCGCAUGAAGAACGGGCGUUAUGACAUCAGCAAGAUCCCUGAUAUCUAUGACUGCAUCAAGUAUGAUGUACAGCACAACUGUGCACUGAAACUGGAAGGCACAGCCGAGCUCUUCAAACUCUCCAAAGCCCUGGCAGAUGUGAUUAUACCCCAGGAAUAUGGGAUUAAUAAGGAGGAGAAACUGGAGAUUGCUAUUGGCUUUUGUCUUCCUCUCAUUAAAAAGAUCCAGCUGGACCUACAGAGAACCCAUGAAGAUGAGUCUGUCAACAAACUACAUCCCUUGUACUCAAGAGGAGUUCUGUCACCAGGUCGCCACGUUCGGACACGACUUUACUUCACCAGUGAGAGCCACGUGCACUCUUUGCUCAGUAUCUUCCGCUAUGGGGGGCUCCUGGAUGAAAACAAAGACCAGCAGUGGAAGAGAGCCAUGGACUAUUUGAGUGCUAUCUCAGAGCUGAACUACAUGACCCAGAUUGUUAUCAUGCUCUACGAGGACAACAACAAGGACCCGUCUUCAGAAGAGCGUUUCCAUGUGGAGCUGCAUUUCAGCCCUGGUGUGAAAGGCUGUGAGGAAGAGAGGAACGUGCCCACGGGGUUUGGCUUUCGGCCUGCCUCCGCAGAGAAUGAGGACAAGAAAGCCGACCAAGGCAGCCUGGAGGACCUCUCCAAAGAGAAAGGUGUUGAUGAGCCCGAUCGCGCACAGCAAAGGUCUCCACAGCCUUCUGAGCCGGUCAGCAUUCAGCGAAGAUCACCACUGAUCAGGAACCGGAAGACAGGGUCCAUGGAGGUGCUAUCCGAAUCUUCUUCCAAAUCAGGAGGUUAUCGCCUCUUCAGCACUUAUUCCAGGCAGUCUUCUGAGAUGAAGCAAAGUGGCUUAGGGUCACAAUGCACCGGCCUGUUUAGCACCACUGUGCUGGGAGGCUCCUCCAGUGCCCCCAACCUCCAGGACUACGCACGCAGCCAUGGCAAAAAGUUUGCCAGCAGCCUGACAUACAAAGACGAUGCAUUUGAUCACCACCACGUUGCCCAGUUGCUGCGCCGUUUUUCCUCUGACUAUGCCACGAGCCAGAACAUCUCGCUGGAUGCUGCUCUAGCCCACCACCUCCAGCAGUGCUCUUACCACCUGCGCCUCUUCAGGAGCUGGCUGAUCUCAGGGCAGGAUGACUUGGAGUGUCUUCACGGUUUUGAAGGCUGUUCCAUGGUUCCCACCAUUUAUCCCCUGGAGACCCUGCACAACUCCCUCUCUUUGCGACAGGUCAACGAGUUCCUGACGGCUGUGUGCAGGAGUUGCAGCGAAUCGCAUGUCCAGUCUACUGCAGCAUUGUUUGAUUCAAUGAUUGGCAGCCAGAUAUCAGGAGACCCCUUUAUGUCUCAGCGAAUCCUGUCAUCAUCCUCUUUGCCAUUGCGCCAGCGUUCAGAUAAGCCCCCUUGGUACAGCAGCGGCCCCUCCAGUACUGUCUCCAGUGCAGGCCCAUCCUCCCCAACCUCUGUGGACAACUGCGCUCGUUUCAACUUCACUGAGAAACUUGCCAUCAGUCCCCCAAAAAGUGAGGAGCAGCUGACUAGCCAGUGCCCUGAGCAAGGAGAGCAACAGCCUCCGGGCAGAGGGCUUGACGUGGAGGGGGGGAUGUCUGGGUUGUUGGUGACAGAGCCAAGUGCCCCAGAGACCCUGGUGUGGAAUCAGGACCCAGAGCCAGCCAGUGUCCUGGAGCUGUGCAAGGAGGAGCUGGCAGAGGAGGACUCUAACCCAGAGGAGAAGAGCAUGGUGGAGCUGGAUGAAGAAGAAUCAGCUGGGGAAAUGUUAGAGCCAAGUAACACAGGGAACCCACAAUGUGGUGCAGGCUCUGAGAUAAGGCUGGCUGGGGAGGGAGUGAAGCCAGGUGAGGGGUGCACAGGGGGAGUGGCUGGCCUUGAUCCACCAGGGCUGUCCAAGGGGAUCUUGGUGCCCUGUGAAGAGGAGCUGCUGGGAGAGGUGUUGGACCCGGAGCAUAUGGGCAAGAAGGUGCUAGGGGACAGUGCUGUGUCAGGCCAGUUUCUGUCUGGUCACCCGUGCCAGGUGCAGCCACUGCCUCCUGAGAAGAGUGUGGAGGAGCUGCCGGUGCUGUGUUGGGAGGAUCAGCAGAAUUAG